Didymodactylos carnosus is the source of this 993-nucleotide messenger RNA. The record is from the annotation of a GenBank genome assembly. Lineage: Eukaryota; Metazoa; Rotifera; Eurotatoria; Philodinida; Philodinidae.
AUGAAAGAUUUAUUUCCCGUUAUUAUUGUCGUAUUAUAUUUGGUGAUUAAUCCGAGUUGUAUUUCAACAUUAACAUGUCCACCAAAUUCUAAAAUUUUUCCAUGUACAUGUGACAGUGAUCUAAGACAAGUUACUUGUGAAGGACAAAAAUUUACUACUACAACAAUAUUUUUAAAAAAUAUAAUAAGAACAUUUCAUGAUUAUGUUGAAACUAACGAAAGAUAUUUUGAACAUUUACUUUUCCAUAGUAAUAUUACUGAUUUUUCCGAUAUUAAUUAUCCGACUCUGGAAGAAGAUGUUUUUGGUGAAAUUUCAUUUAAGAAAAUUGAAAUAAUAAAUAUUUCAAACUUUGAAAAUAUUAAUUAUAAAGCUUUUUCUACAAAAAAUGCUCAAUUUGUUGAAGAAUUUAUUAUUGAACAUACUAAUUUGAGCAAAGUUUAUUUAGGAUCUAUAUCAUUAACAAAUUUAACAUAUAUUUCAUUAGCAAAUAACAAACUUACAGAAUUACCAGAAAAUAUUUUUCCAAAUUCUGAAAAAUUGAAAACAGUGGAUUUAAAAAACAAUCAGAUUGUUAUUGUGAGUGACAGAGCCUUUAUAAAUAAACCAAAUUUGGAAUAUAUUGAUUUAUCUCGAAAUAGAAUCAGUAGGAUUCCACCGAUUUCUUCAUUAAGAAAUAUUACAAUUAAUUUAAGCAAAAAUGAUUUUUUAUGGUCCGGAUCGGGUGGUUACUUUACACAACCAACACAUAUUAUUUUAGAUGAUAAUAAUUUUAUAUAUUUGGAUCAAAGUUAUUUUGAGAGAUUUUUAAAUCCAAUAUAUAAGAAUACAUUAUCAAUUAAGAACAAUAAAAUUGAUUGUAUCCAUUGUAAUAAUAAAUGGCUUUUGUUCAAUAAUAACACGAAAUUAUAUCAACAAAACAUUUACAAUAUGGAGUGUGAAUCAAUGACACGUUCAUUUUGGGAAAGUAAUAUUGAAGAUUUUAGUCGAUGUUAA